Messenger RNA from Diutina rugosa, 276 nucleotides. RefSeq lists its product as uncharacterized. The transcript has a single exon. The record is from RefSeq and is a predicted model, not a curated record. Lineage: Eukaryota; Fungi; Ascomycota; Pichiomycetes; Serinales; Debaryomycetaceae. The coding region runs from base 1 to 276 and encodes 91 amino acids.
AUGCCCCAGACCGUGUUUUACAAGGGCAAGGACCAGGACUUCAGCGUCAUCAUCGAGAACAAAGCCGCCGUGGAGAAGUUCCGCAAGGGCGACCACUCGCUUCCCUUGAUCGACAUCGUCGGCAUCUACAAGGUGUUUGUCUCCCAGCGAGGCACCGAGGCUUCUGACGACGAGGCGCUGAAGCAGGACUUAGAGAACGAGUUUGGUACUCUGAACCGCGACGAGGUGAUCAAGAAGAUCUUGACCGAGGGCGAGUUCAACACCCUCAAGCCCUGA